This is a messenger RNA of Trichoderma breve, 3417 nucleotides long. Its product is annotated as tetratricopeptide repeat domain-containing protein. Gene Ontology annotation, biological process: nucleoside metabolic process. NCBI's taxonomy places the organism in Eukaryota, Fungi, Ascomycota, Sordariomycetes, Hypocreales, Hypocreaceae. The coding region runs from base 1 to 3417 and encodes 1138 amino acids. The transcript is spliced from 3 exons. The record is from RefSeq and is a predicted model, not a curated record. Gene Ontology annotation, molecular function: catalytic activity; ADP binding; protein binding.
AUGCAGCGACCACUCGUACGGGAAGACUUCGAAAUAGGCAUCAUUUGCGCGUUGCAAUGCGAGUAUGAUGCAGUAGCUCUGUUGUUUGACGAGUUUUGGGAUGAAGAAGGAGAUCUUUUCAACAAAGCCAACGGAGACUAUAAUGCCUACAGAACUGGACGCGUUGGCAAGCAUAACGUUGUGCUUGCUCUUUUACCUCACAUUGGCAAGGUAAACGCAGCAGGUGCAGCGGCUAGCUUUCGAUCGAGUUAUGGUGCUCUUCGGCUAGUGAUUCUAGCAGGAAUAUGUGGCGGCGUACCUUUUAUUCAAAGCCGAGACGUUGAAGUCUUGCUAGGAGAUGUUAUUAUAAGCAAGAGCGUUGUUCAAUAUGACUUUGGCAGGCAGUAUCCAGAUAGGUUUAUCCGCAAGAACAUGGACGCAAAUAACUUCAGCAAACAGGAUAAAAAUAUCCAUAACUUGUUGGCGCUAUUUGAUACGAGAAGCGGCCGAGAGACUCUCGAAGAAAGAACUGCCUAUUUUCUCAAGCAGUUACAGUUGCAUGAUGCAAAGCUUUGGGGUAGUUAUCAAUAUCCAGGUCCUACCGAGGAUAAGCUAUUCGAGUCGAAAUAUCGGCAUAAGCACCACCUAUUACCAAAUUGCACCUGCGGCGGCUGUCAGGAAAAAAUGGAUCCUGUCUUUACAAGGAAACGGCUCCAGCAGGGAACUCCAAGGUCUAUUAUCCAUAUUGGAGCAAUUGCGUCCGGUGAUAGCGUUAUGAAGUCUGGAGAAGAUCGAGAUCGUAUCGCUAAAGAAGAGGGCAUCAUUGCAUUUGAGAUGGAGGGAGCAGGUGUAUGGGAAGAAUUACCAUGCAUCAUUGUCAAAGGUGUGUGUGAUUACGCUGACUGCCACAAGAACAAGAAAUGGCAAAACUUUGCAGCGGCAGUGGCGGCGUCGGCGUCAAAAGCAAUUCUCGAGCGAUACAUCAAAACAGACAGACGGUCGCCAUAUCUUACGCAGAAGCAAUCUGACUCGAAAGGCGAAAUUAAUUCGGUGAACGCCAGCCUUUAUAUUCCGCAAAAGCAUUCGAGUCCACACUUUAUAGGCCGAGCGGACUAUAUAGAUCGAAUCGCCGCCUUCUUCCAGCCUCGACGGAAUGAUGAACCUCCAGGCCGGCGAGAGUUUCUCCUGCAUGGACCUGGUGGCUUCGGGAAAACACAAAUUUGUCUUCGAUUUGCUGAAGAGUAUUCGAGACUGUUCUGGAGAGUAUACUGGAUUGACGCGACCAAUAAACAGAGUCUCAACAACAGUUUCCACAGGGUUGCACAAGAUCCAGAAGCUAAGAGUGCCGGACUAGACGGCUCCAUUGAAGCUACUUUCCUGUGGUUAUCAGCACAACGUCGAGAAUGGCUUCUGAUCUUGGACAAUGCAGACGAAUAUCAUGAUUCCUUAGAUGAGUCAAUUCCUGGCGGCAUCCGAUCCAAUAUCUUGAUCAGUAGCCGAAGUGCCAGCCUUCAAUAUCGUGUUCCUCAUGAUCAAGCCAUGCGCGUCAGCGAGCUGAGCCCUGAUGAGGCAAAACAAUUGUUAUGGAGCGUCGGCCCAAGCCACCAAUAUCCCGAACUUACAGCAAAAGUGGACGAGGAGCUUGGUAAGAUAGUACAAGAGCUAUCUGCCAUUCCUCUUGCCAUCCACCAUGCAGCAACUGCAAUUCUCAAUGGUUACUGCAAAUUGUGGGAAUACCGAGAAAUGCUCAGCGAUCGUAGGAAGUUGAUGCUGCAGAGCCCAUCUUACCGCGGAGACUCGGGGUACAACAACACUCUCUAUAGUGCAUGGAGUUUGACGAUAACUCAGUUAAAAAACCGGACCAAUUCUAGGAUUCCUAGUUCUAGUUCUAAGGGCGAGAUAAGUAAGGACUCAAUAUGUCUUGAAGUCGAACUGCUCAGCCUUCUGGGAUUUUUUCAUCACAGCGCCAUCUUAGAAGAUAUAUUCCAUCGAGCAGCAAUACAACAUAACGAGAAAGUACAACUAGUACAUGAGGUCAAACUCCCAAGGGUCUCAUCAGACAUACCUCAUGGCCUCCUUAACCUCAACAAGAACGGCAAUUGGGACCAGCAUUGCUUUCGUGAGGCUAUACAGGCCCUUCACGGAGCAUCUCUGAUCCAAAUCGAUGUGGGCCAUAACACUUACUCUAUCCACCCACUCAUUCAUGCUUGGUCUAGGGAGCGGCUCACACCGAAGGAACAACAACGAAUAUACUCGGCAGCUAGGGCGAUUCUUGUCCAGGCAAUUGCUAGCGAUACGACGCCAGACGGCCACAAUCUUAAUCGCCAACUUAUUCCACACAUGAUUUCGCUUCGGAAAGCGAUGGAAGAUCUCAAUUUGAAGGACCUAUAUGCCGAUGAUUAUGCAUCAGACUUUUGGAGAGUUUUUCUAGCACAUGGGUACUAUGCCGAAGCAGAAGUCUAUGCGAGGAUGCGGAGGGACGGCCGAACUCAUCAUCUAUGGGAAUUGCACCCCCUCACGCUCGAAGCGAUUGAGCGACUAGCAAUGACUAUGAAGGAAAAUGUUACUCCUGCUAUAUUGAAGAAAUCGAUUGACCUUUUGAGUCACGCGGUUGAGAUUAGAGAGCUACUGCAGCCGGAGAGUGUCGAUACUCUCAAUGCUAAAAUCGCUCUUGGCACUCUAUACCAACAUAAGGGUGAGCGGCAAUCUGCUGAGGUUCUGUUCAAAUACGUAUGGGACACAGCCAAAAAUCGCUUUGGCGAAUCAGAAGAUGUUUCUAUCCGGGCUGCUACAGCGCUUGGUGCGAUCUACAUGGACCAGGGAAAGCUUGAUGAAGCAGAGAAGUUGCAGCGAGUCAUACUCUCUUAUGCUAAAGCAACAUUUGGGGAGGAUCAUGAAAAGACAUUAGGCAUUAUGGGUACUUUGGCAGCAACGUUAAACCUCCUCAACAAAUUGGAGGAAUCAGAGGCGCUGAAGAUUCACAUCCUAGAAAAGCGCAAAGUAAUUCUUGGAGACGACCAUCCGGAUACGCUUCUUGCCCAAGCAAAUCUUGCUGCCACAUAUUCUCGGCAGAAGAAAUGGCAAGAAGCAGAAGCAACCAUCCGAGAAGUGACAGACAAGAGACUGAAAGUCUUGGGAGAAUAUCACCGAGAAACAUUACGAGGUAGGGUUGUCUUGACAGGUUGCUAUAUCGGACAAGGGCGAUUCGAGGAAGCCAUAGAUGAAGGGCGGAAGGCUUUAGAAGGUAGAGAGAAGAUUCUUGGCCACAGCCACCCGGAUACUUUAUGGGCGAUGCGGAAACUGGCAGAGGCGUUGGAAGGUCAGGGUCAAGUUGAAGAAGCUACUGGUCUGCGAGAAAGGGUUUUGAAGCAGCAGUGUGCCAAACAAUUUGAUGCGGCGAAGAAUAUUGUUGGUGAGAAAUCUGCAAAUGCUCCGUAG